Molecule: messenger RNA, 1039 nt
Organism: Homarus americanus (American lobster)
Lineage: Eukaryota; Metazoa; Arthropoda; Malacostraca; Decapoda; Nephropidae
Product: protein-lysine N-methyltransferase EEF2KMT-like
Exons: 8
Coding region: 287-1003 (238 amino acids)
Source: RefSeq, a predicted model, not a curated record
UUCACCUAGUCGACGAAACAGAUUUAUCGGAACUUAUCGGAGCAGAGGAUACAGUACACGUGAGGAUAUCCAGACUACACUUCAAAAACAUGAAAAUUCUGAUGCAGAGUGGUUUCAGAAAAAGCUUCUUGACUGCACAGUUCGUCACCCAAUUGCUUUGAAAUAUCCUGUGUCUUUGGGAUACAGUCAACUCUUCCUUAAAACACUCUUGUCUAAGAUUGAAGAGUGCAGUGAAGAGGUAUUAGAAGAUGUAUAUUUUGCCUACACAGAUAUACUCUCUCGGGAGAUGUCCCCUUCUUGCGGCGACAACUUCUGUUACCGGACGUACUAUUUUAGUGAAUCUCUCAUCAUAACCCUGAAGGAAACAUCCAACCUUGUUUGUGAUGGCACAACAGGCAUGUGUACUUGGGAGGCUAGCCAUGUUUUAGCAGAAUGGUGUUGCAAGGAGGCCCAUCGCUUUCAAGAUAAAAAUGUUUUAGAGCUUGGGGCUGGUUUGGGCCUGUUGGGUUUAGCUGUUGUGCAGAGCUGCAAGCCUUCAUCAUACACCUUUACUGACUUACAUCCUUCAGUCCUAAACACAUUAACUGAAAAUGUCCAAAUUAAUCUAAAUAAAGUGCCACAUGACAAACAAAGUGCACCUAACAAGGAUAUUUGGGUUGAUGAGAUUACAAUGAAGUACAACAACACUGAUGCUCAAAUACGGAGAUUAGACUGGGAGAGUGACUCAUUUGAUGACCAACUUGAUGUUAUUCUUGCUGCAGAUGUGGUUUAUGACACCGAGGUUAUCAGACAGUUAGUGAAGACAUUGAUGGGAACGCUAAGCAAGCAACCUGGAAUAGCUGUUUAUAUAGCCAGCACUGUGAGGAACCCAGAUACAUACAGUUACUUCAAGGAGUUAUUGGCAUCGAAGAGAGUGGUAACGCAGUCAGAAACACAUCAUCACCAUCAAGCUUCUCCAUCACAACCUCAGCUGUCUGUGAACAUCCUCCACUUAACACUAUAGUAUAGUAUGUAUCAAUGUCAUUAAAUGAAGUACGUA